GGUGGAAGCGGCGGCCCAGAGCCCUCUCGCGGUCGCGGCGGCAGCAGCGCCAGCCUCAGCCGAAGCCUGGCCGCCGCUGCCGCUUCGCGGUCCCGCCGCCUGGCCCGAAAUGAGCGAAGCGGAUCGGGUGCCCUCGCCCGCCGCGCCGCCGGCGGGCGCGGCGGCGGCGCCGGAGGAGAAGAAAGGGAAGGAGCCGGAGCGCCAGAAGCUGCCGCCCGUCGUGACUGCGGUAGGUGCUGGGCGGGAGUCGCGGGGCGCCCCGACGGCGGGUUUGGACAGAGGAUCCAAAGGCCAAACUUCCACUCUCAGCAGUUUUGUUUCAACUGUCAGCCAGAAGAAAGAAGCCACUGAAAACAGAAGUUCACCUAUACAUCUUGUUUUUCCUAACAUCAAGAAUGUGAAAGACCCACCACCAGUUUGCCUUGAUGUUAGACAGAAACAGCGUAUCUCUACAGAUGAUGCAGUAUCUUCCGAAACGAAGGCCCCAGCUCCUCCAGAACCUGCCCUUCCUAUCCAGCCCAAAACUAUGAAGGACUUUCAGGAAGAUGUAGAAAAAGCUAAGUCAUCAGGAGAUUGGAAAGUGGUACAUGAUUUUUACCUAACAACAUUUGAUUCUUUCCCAGAACUAAAUGCUGCAUUUAAGAAAGAUGCUACCACCUCGCUUAAUACCAUUGAAGACUCUGGGAUUAAUGCUAAAUUUGUGAAUGCUGUAUAUGAUGCCUUACUUAAUACUCCUCAAGACAUUCAGAAGACAGUAUUAAAGGGGAUCAUUAACAGCCUGUUACGAGAAUGGAAAGGUCCACGAACAAAAGAUGAUCUUAGAGCAUAUUUUGUACUUUUACAGAAUCCUCAGUUUAAUAACACAUCUACGUAUGUCAUCUAUGCUCACUUGCUACGACAGAUAGCCGCCUUAGUGGAAGCUGACCAUCAUUUCUUAGUUCACUGGUUUAAAAAAUUAUCCCAGAAGAGAUUCAAACAAGUGGUUGAAAGAUUGCUGCAAUUUAUUUCUUUACGGCUGUUUCCUGCAAAGCCUGAAGAAUUUCCACCGAUAACGAAAUGUUCCUGGUGGAUCCCAUCAGCAUCUAAAGUGCUGGCUUUACUUAAUACUGCAAACAAUUUGGUUCACCCUCCCCUUAUUCCUUAUACCGAUUUCUAUAAUUCUACAUUGGAUCACAUUGAUCUCAUGGAGGAAUACCACACCUGGCAGAGCUUUGGGAACUCUCACAGGUUUUCCUUCUGUCAAUACCCAUUCGUUAUUUCUAUAGCUGCAAAAAAAAUCAUUAUUCAGAGAGACUCAGAACAACAGAUGAUAAGCAUCGCAAGGCAAAGUCUGGUGGAUAAAGUAUCUCGAAGACAGAGACCUGACAUGAACAUGUUGUUCCUGAACAUGAAAGUGAGGAGGACACACCUGGUUAGCGACUCUCUUGACGAGUUAACCCGGAAAAGAGCAGACUUGAAAAAGAAGUUGAAAGUUACAUUUGUAGGGGAAGCUGGUUUGGAUAUGGGUGGCUUGACUAAAGAAUGGUUCCUCCUUCUGAUUCGCCAGAUUUUUCAUCCAGAUUAUGGCAUGUUUACAUAUCACAAAGAUUCACAAUGCCAUUGGUUUAGCAGCUUUAAAUGUGAUAACUAUUCAGAAUUCCGAUUGGUUGGAAUUCUUAUGGGAUUAGCUGUUUAUAACAGCAUCACCUUGGAUAUUCGCUUCCCCCCCUGCUGUUACAAGAAAUUAUUGAGCCCUCCCAUCGUUCCCACGGAUCAGAAUACGCCAGUAGGCAUCUGCAGUGUUACCACUGAUGACUUAUGUCAAAUUAUGCCUGAGCUGGCCCACGGAUUAAGUGAACUCCUGUCCUAUGAGGGCAAUGUUGAAGAAGAUUUCUACUCCACAUUCCAGGUUUUUCAAGAAGAAUUUGGAAUAAUUAAGUCCUAUAAUUUAAAGCCAGGUGGUGAUAAAAUUCCAGUUACCAAUCAAAAUAGGAAAGAGUAUGUACAGCUUUAUGUUGACUUUCUUCUCAACAAAUCCAUCUAUAAGCAGUUCGCUGCAUUUUAUUAUGGAUUUCAUAGUGUGUGUGCUUCAAAUGCCCUUAUGCUGCUUCGUCCAGAUGAGGUGGAAAUUCUGGUGUGUGGAAGUCCAGAGCUGGAUAUGCACGCCCUGCAGAGAAGUACACAGUAUGAUGGCUAUGCGAAAACCGACUUGACUAUAAGAUACUUUUGGGAUGUUGUGCUGGGCUUUCCUCUUGAUCUUCAGAAGAAGCUGCUGCAUUUUACUACAGGAAGUGACCGAGUCCCUGUAGGAGGAAUGGCUGAUCUGAACUUUAAAAUCUCAAAGAAUGAGACUUCUACUAAUUGGUUGCCUGUGGCUCACACCUGCUUCAAUCAACUUUGCCUUCCCCCCUACAAAAGCAAAAAGGACCUGAAACAGAAACUGAUCAUUGGAAUUUCAAAUGCAGAAGGUUUUGGACUUGAGUAACCUAGAAGACUUGAAACAUAUUUUAUAUGUAGCAUUCACUUCCCUCUUACUGUGCCUUUAACCUUUUCAUGUUUUCAUCUCAAAACAACUUAACAGAGCUCACCAACUUUAAAAUACUGACUUUUUAAAAAAAAUCGAAUAUGAAGUAUGUUGGUGGAGGCAUGAUUUUCUAAAACCACAGAUACUGCUUGAGUGGGGAAAAGACCAGAUGGCAGAGACAGGUGUGGGUUUGGCCCUUCUUUUUUAUAGCACUUUAUCAUUCUCAAUGAGUAGUUUAUCACGGGUGUUCCGCUGGGGAGGCCGGGUGCAAUAAAGAAAGCACUGAUGACACAGUGGAACCCAGUAUGGAGUGUGUGCCACUGGUACAUAGUAGCAACACAGAGAGCUACAUUAUCAUUAAUGUAAGGCAUGUCGCCAUAUUUUCAUAUAGAGGUAAACAACAGUAUAAUUGCAAAUGCAAUUUACAGGGUUUUUCAUAUACUGGUUUUGGUCUUAUAAGGUUCUUUUCAACUGUUGCUGAAAAGCAUGUAAAUAACUACAGAAUAAGCCUGAGAAUAAUGGGAUUUUGAUAGUGCAAUUUAUUGCUAAAGAUUUAUUUUUACAAAGUAAAUUCAGGGUUUUAGAUGUGUAUACAGCUUUUACAAAUCAAUAAAGACGACUGUACUAGAGUGUAACUAUUUUCAGACUAAUUGGAUUCAGGUUAUUUUCUUUUUAGUAUUGUUAGUCUGCAUGCACAUUGGCAGUAGUAACUUUAAAUACUCUGUAAUAUUUGUAUAAAGAUCAUUUCUUCUUAAGGGUUGGGAUAUUAAAAAAUCAGAUAACUAAUCAUUGAUAAAUUAAGUCAAGUUACAAGCACAAAAGAAAAUGUUUUUAUAUAUACUUUGAUGUACAAGGCUUAUUUGUAAUAUUUUUUGAUUAUCAGUUGUACUGAAACACUAAUUUUUGGAAAAGGUUAGGAUAAGAUAUUUGACAAAAGUGAAUACAUAUCAUUUCUGUCAAAAUGACAUAUUUGGUGUAAAAUAAUCAGGUUCAACAUUUUGAUCAAAAUGUUUGUUUUUCACUGGAUUAUGAAUAUAGUAAAUUCAAAAGUACCCUUUUGGGAGUUUCUAACAAAGUAACAUGUAAAAAGGAAAUGUAUUUUAAAUCAGACAGUAAAUGGUUUUCUUUUUAAUUUACAGCAAAUGAAGCAGUUUUAUUAGCAUGCUAUAAAUAUUUCCUAAUCAAGACUUCUCUAUGUUCCUUCAGAAAACUCUGAAGAUAUAUUUGCAAUAAUAAGGAAGCCAGCAUUUAGUACCAGCAUAUGGUUCACAUGCAAAUAAUACUUUCCCACAAUUUUUCCUGAGCUAUGUUAUUUUCUUACCGCUUUGCUUCCUGCACCCAACCAGCAGAAUUCUUUUAGGGUGAAGGAACUCAUCAGCUUGUUUCCUGCGGUUCUGAAGCUAGGCCAUGAAUCUUGGUUUACUGUUCUCUUUGAAACAGAAGUUUCUGCUUUUUCGUUUAGAUAUACUAUUUAAAGGAUUUUCUUAAAAAUCUUGGAAAGCCUAAGAGAGUUCCAGGCAUGUUGGUUUCAUUUUGUUUGCUCUGUUUUUAAUCUAUAUGCAAAUAAAACUGCUUCUCUCUUACACUGCUUGAACUAGAAAGUAAGACGUUUAAUGUAGGUUACUACUAACUAAUAAGCACAAAAGAAUCACGUAUAAGAAACCAGAUUUAAGUGUUUUAAAUAAAAUGAAAAUAAAGUUUUUACUUGGUAGAGAUGGGAAAUUGUAAUGGCUUUGUCUGCAUGUUUAAUGAUGUGCUUGUAUAGCAAUAGGUAUGUCGUUUUUAAAUAAGAAGUACACAAGCAAGCCAGAUUUUUAAAUGACAAGAGUCCAUAAGUAACUGGAAAACUUUUGUUGUCUGUUGUUAAGUUGAAAUUUGUAACCAUUUAUCACUUAAUUGCACAUUGCCUUUAUUUAUUUAUGCUGUUUUGGGUUUACAGUGUAAUAAUACCUCAUUUUCUUAAAAAAGAACCACUACUGUUAUAUUUCGUUAAUUUAAACAGCUAAAAAUUCAUGUUAUUGCUUUUUAUAUAAUCUGUUAAUGAAUUCUUGUUUUUUUGUAUCUGCCACAGUAACUUAAAUCAUUACACGGUAUUUAUCAUCAUUUACAAAAUGUCUUAUCCUUUUUUAAUCUUUGCUUAGUCAUAUUUUUGUCUGUAUGAUCAGAGGUUUUUAACCUGUUUUUUGUACAAAUCUGUAUUGUAUUAAGUUGUUAACUUCUGGGUAAAAUUUUUCAAAUAUUAAAGUUAUACAAUCA
Molecule: messenger RNA, 4759 nt
Organism: Phyllostomus discolor (pale spear-nosed bat)
Lineage: Eukaryota; Metazoa; Chordata; Mammalia; Chiroptera; Phyllostomidae
Gene: HECTD2
Product: HECT domain E3 ubiquitin protein ligase 2
Exons: 21
Coding region: 110-2464 (784 amino acids)
Biological process (GO): protein polyubiquitination
Molecular function (GO): ubiquitin protein ligase activity
Source: RefSeq, a predicted model, not a curated record